AUGCAACGUUUCCAACUGCAAACAAAUUUACCUAAGGGUCUUAUUGAAUGGAUACCAAACAAUCAGAAACAUAUGAAUCGUAUUGAAGUUAUGUCUGGUCGUACCGAUGAAUGUAAAUUUCAAGUUUCUGUGUCAAGACGAGGAUCUUUUCGUGGUGUUAUAGUUUUUGUUGCAGAUGCUCCGAGUAAUAAUUCAGAUAGUGAUGAUGAAAAUGAUGAGGAAAUGUCAUCAAAAUCUAAAAAUAAUCAAACUAAUGAAACAUCAAAAACAUUAAAUGAAUUAGAUGAAAAUUCGAAUUCAGUUUAUCGUCUUUGGUGUGAAGUAGAAAUUAAUAUUAAACCAGGUCCACCUAUUAAACAAAUUGAAAUUAUCUGUCCAUGUCUUAGUUCUAAAACAAUUGAAUUACCAUUUACUUUACAAUCAGAAUUGUUUAAAAAUAAUCAACCAGUUGAAUUUGAUGUCAUCAUUGAAGAUAAAUGUUUAAUUGGUCCAAAAACACAUUGUGUAACUUCUAUUGACAAUUCUGGUAAACUUUCAUCAGUUUAUCAACUAAAUUGUAUUCCAUCUAUUAUUGGAACUAGUAAUUCAACUGUCAUUUUUUAUAAUCCAAACUUUGGGGAAUUUUGGAUUGAAUUAAUAAUAAAAGCCAUCAAACCAGAAGUUGUCGAUGGACCAAUUAUAGAAGCUGAAUUAGGAAGCUCAAUAAUCACCAAAAUCUUAUUAGAUAAUCCAACAGAAGAGCUGUACAUUUUAAAACCCAAAAUAUUUAACCCUGAUGUUUUCAAAUUACAAUUAUCAACAUCAACUAAACAACUCGCUUGUCUAUCACCAUCAUUAACUACAGAAUUAGGUGAACAACAUCAUUCACAUUUACAAAUGUCAACAUUAUGUCGAUAUUCUGAUAAUGAUACAUUAGAUAUAAAUGAAGUGGAAAAUAAUUCUUCACGUAUAUUAUCAACCAAUCGAAGUAGUGGUUUACAUACUACAGAAAGAAUAAUUAAAUUAAAACCGAAAUCUAAAUUAUAUCUUGGAUUGAAAUUCACUCCAUGUGCUAUUGGUAAAGAGGAACAUGAAGGAUCAAUUGUAUUUUAUUCAGAAAAAUUAACAGAAUGGUGUUUUAAUUUGCAUGGUAAUGGUGUUGCACCACAACCAAGAGAUCCUAUUAGUGUAUCAGUUAUGAUUGGUUCAGCCACCACAUUAAUAGUGCCAAUUACGAAUCCAUUCAAAUAUGAUACUAUAUUGGAUAUAAGUUUGUAUGAGACCACUUUAUCUGGUCUGUUCAAGCAUUUGGAAGAUACACGUAAUGCUAUACUUAAGGAUCAGUCGGACAAUAAAUCAAUAAACUCAUGUUCAGUUGAUAAUCAUAACAACAACAAUGAAGAGUUCGAUGAUCAGCUGAUGGAACCAAAUGAAUGUAAUUGUGAUGAAAAUAAUCAACCGUAUAGUAAGAGUUUAUCAACGAAUCCAGGCAAUACAAAUAUCUAUUCAGCUUUUCAACUUUUAAUAAAAGAGAAAAAAAAUAUACGUCUGUGA
Schistosoma rodhaini is the source of this 1533-nucleotide messenger RNA. NCBI's taxonomy places the organism in Eukaryota, Metazoa, Platyhelminthes, Trematoda, Strigeidida, Schistosomatidae. The record is from the annotation of a GenBank genome assembly.